Messenger RNA from Cylindrotheca closterium, 3144 nucleotides. The record is from the annotation of a GenBank genome assembly. NCBI's taxonomy places the organism in Eukaryota, Bacillariophyta, Bacillariophyceae, Bacillariales, Bacillariaceae.
AUGAACGCCAUUGAUCCAGAUCUUCGAAAGGAAGUUGAACUAUUCCACAACACCACUGAUGGGUUUAUUGUUGUAUGGUACGUUCUCCUUCGUCUCCUCUAUGACAACAACAUCGACCGCAAACGCAACAUUGAAUCCGAGCUUCGGAAGGUUGCCGUCACAAGCUACCCACAACAGAAUGUCAACGCCAUCGUUGCCACCUUCCUCAACAUGGCAGAAGAACUUGACGAUAUGGAGGACUACAAUCACGACAACACCAUCAAGAUGCUCGACACUCUUUCCUAUGCCGGUGGUGGAACCGAUCCAAGCAAUCCCGACACCCUCUACUUCCGCAGCCAAAUUAUGACUCUUCGCAGCCGUGUGGACGAUGCUCUCAUCGCUAUCCGAGGACUAUCAGCGGCUAGCGCUACCACUUACAUGGUGGCACAUGAUGUUCACUACCGUCAAGUCCUCAUGAAAGUCCAAAAGUCUUACCUUCAGCUCUUCAACAACCACAAGUGGCCCCCAGCAAACACCCCUCUCGACUCUCGUACUCCGUCCGCCCUGCAAGCCAACAACGUACUGACCCAGAAGCACCUGAAGGAACAGUUUCGUGCCUUUCUGCUCCAACAAGCACAAGGAAACAACACCAACACUAACACCAACACCAACACCAAUAACAACACCAAUAACAACAACAACAAUCGCAAUGGUGACCGCACCGGCAACGCACCUCCCAAUCCCAAGCGGGUCCAACCCUCAAUUGCCAACGGCGACGUUCCUAUUGCAACCGUGGACGGGGUUCCACACUUCAGGAAGAACAUCAACGGCAAGGACAUGGAUUGGUGCCAGACUUGCAAACGUUUCACCAACACCCACGCUACUCAUCAACAUGGCUCCGGUACCAACAACAACAACAGCAACAACAACAACAACAACAACAACAACAACAACAACAACAACAACAACAACAACAACAACACCAGCACCACGGCCACCGCCGCCAACCUUGCCUCUACCGAUCUGCCACCGGAUAUUGAUUUUGGCACCUUCAACAUCGCCGACUACAACUUCUACGUAUCCUCUGGUAUCACCUCCCAGGAUGUGCUUGACGUGAUCGCUCCUCCUGCUCUUGUCAAAACUGUCUCUGACGAUGUUCACGACGACACCAUCCUUAUCAUCGACCGCGAUGCUGUCACCGCUCAUCACUGGUGUGUUCCUGUUGACUCCUUUCCCCACUCUCACUCCACUACCACAUCUGCACUCGACUCUCCUACUGUUGAGACCGUCACUGACGACAAUGACGAUGCAACCAUCAUCCCUACCAUCGACCGCGACGACGUCACCAUUCAACACUGGUGUGUCCCAGUUGAUUCCUUCACCAACUCUGACUCCGCUGCCAUGCAUGGGCCUGCCGUCGACUACGACUCUGACAAUGAUGACGUGCCUCCUUCCCUCGUGGACCGCACUUCGGAUCACGAGUCUGACGACGACUCUGUUCUUGAUGAUUCCUCUUCCGUCCUUCCCCAGGAAACUACGAUUCCCACCUAUCGCCUUCAUCCGCCUGCAUCUCGCCCAGCAUCGCUUUGGCGUCCACUUGCCCUACUCCUGCCACCUCUCUUCCUUGGGCUUCGAUUCCUCCUUCCGUUUCUUGCUACCCACACCAACCGUGGUUUGUCGCAAGCCUCCAUGAUGGUCCAAGACUUCCCCAUUCUGUCCUUUCUGGCUACCCAGGCCAACCGAGGUUUUCUUCACCUGUGGUCUAUUGUCUCCCACCAUCCCACUACCAUUGCAUUUCGCGCCUUUGGCUCUGCCUUCCCUUCCAUCUUUGCUGAGCACCGAUGUUCCUGGUCCGCUCUACCCUUUUGGCUCUGGCUGGUCCUUGCAUUUUUCAUCCUCAUCGGACCCCAACGCCUCUGUACCCCUGCACCUCCCCUUCCCCGCCACGUUCGACGCCAUCUUGCCCGCCUGCACCAUCGGCAGCGCCGUCCCAAACCCACUAUGCAGUUCCCUUCCUUCCGUCAUCCACGCUACCAACCUUCGCGCGCCCAUCUUCUUUCCCGAUGCCAAUGGCGGCGGGUAUCCACCGGCCUCAGCGGCUCCAAGGCUUCAGCGAUUCCCACCGAACUCAGCCACCUUUAUGUCAACUUCCACCGUUGUAAAGCACGCCCCCGAUGUCAAUACAAAUCGCAACGUCGUCGCCGUUGGUUGUCGCCCUACACUCGGAGACUCCGAUCCCUUCAGCUACACCAGCUUGCCUCUUCAAUGCGGCUCACACAGCUCCGCACCGGUUUCAAGGCUCAGGCUCAGCAUCAACAACAUUGCAAACAGCGAGGACUCCUGGUUAUCGAUCAAAUUCACCAGUGGAACUGGCAAACUCAACACAGUCAGCAUAUGUCGGAACAGCUGUUACAAGGCGACCUCUCUCCCAUUCUCCCGGAUCUGAUCUCGUCCCCUUCCCCGGUUGCCUCUUUCCCCAGCUGGGAUGAUGACUCCGUCUCCACCAGCUGCUUCAGUGAGAUCGAUGCGCACGAUUCUGACCCACCUGAUCCCACACCUUCCGUCCUCAUCAAUCAACAUGGAACCGUGUCCAUCUACAACGCCACCACGACUAUUGCUACCUCCAUCGCCGAGUUCGCUCAGGAUCACCUAUUCCUCUCCGAGACAUCUGCCGACAUGGAACCAGCGUUUCCGGUCAUCUGGGAUUCUGGAGCCUCGGUGUGUGUCACACCCCACAAGCGUGACUUUGUCGGCAAGCUUCACCCCCCUCCCAACUCCAGCACCAAAGGGAUCGGAGGCCCCAUUGAGGUCACCGGAUGCGGACAUGUCGCAUGGACGUUCAAGACCACCACCAACACCUUCCGUACCUUGAUUCUGCCAGCCGUUCUAGUUCCCUCGGCCAACCAACGUCUUUUGAGCACCAGCUCCCUCCUUCAUUGUCACUCCAAGGAAACCAUCUCCCUUUCCUCUGACGGCAUGCUACUAUCUGGAACCACUAGCGACGGUGCCUCUACACGACCCAUUGCGGUGGACAUCUCUCCCACCAACAACUUACCUACCGCUACGGCAUACCGCGUCAUUGAUUCUCCGCAACCAACUCCCGAGGCCGAUGUCACCGUGGCAAUCGACAACCUCCACAGUUCCCAAGGCCCAGCUCCGACAUAA